Molecule: messenger RNA, 2700 nt
Organism: Manacus vitellinus (golden-collared manakin)
Lineage: Eukaryota; Metazoa; Chordata; Aves; Passeriformes; Pipridae
Gene: ERV3-1
Product: endogenous retrovirus group 3 member 1, envelope
Exons: 4
Coding region: 434-2137 (567 amino acids)
Source: RefSeq, a predicted model, not a curated record
UGGCAGGAUCUACUUCAGAGGCUUAAAUGCUGCUUCUGGAAAGCACUGGAAGAGUAUUGCGGACCUGCAUUUCUAUGUCAAGAAAAAAAUCCUCUCUGGGUUGCACAUGCUGGCUGGCUGGUGGUCCCUCUUGGCAAACAGAUUGUGUAUGGGGUGCACUGGAUGGCUCCUGUUUUGCGAACAAACCCGUGGGAGGUCAAUCGGGUUCCCAGUGUGCCAGCAAGAGAAGUGGGACGACAUCCUAAACACAGCUAAGCAGAAGUCUCUUGGUGGGAUGGAUUGCUACUCACCAGAAGAGGGAUCACCUCCUGAAUAAUCAGAUUAUCUGAAAUCCACUGCUGGAGCUACACUUUCAACUGUUGAGUGGAUGGACCAUUUUGCAUAUUUUUAGUUUGAUUUUACUAAGCCUAUUUUGCCUUUUUACUGGAGAAAAAUGGUGUGGGAAAAGUUUUUAUUCUUAUUUUAUGGGUGUACAAUUUUGUCUCAAUUGAUUGAGAAUGAGGAUACUCAGCCAAAUUUAGCUUGGGAGUUGAUACAAGGAUUUAUGCAUAUUUGGAACCACACGAAUCAAGGAAUAUGUAUUAACCUCCCCAACUCUGCAUCAGAGGGGCUUAGAUUUAUGAUGAUUUGGUUAAAUUUUUCAGAAAUAUUAACAAGAGAACUAGAUAACCUUAAAAAAACAGGAGGAAAUGUUACCUGGGGAAUGGUCGAGUCCCCCUUCCUAGACCAGAAGGAAGGACAACAAUGGGCUGCAAAUGGGACAUGGGUAGAAUACAAGAAAGCCUUUUACCACCUCCCACACAACUCUACCUGGAACCAUUUAUGGAAUCAGACAUGUUACCGAUCAUUAGACGCUAACCCUACUGAGACAUUGCAAAAUGUCACUUCUAUCCCUUGCACGAUUGUACCAUGGUGGGAUUCUCCUGCUGAGGGUGGGUUUUUCGAACAUGAGUACAAUUUACAUUGGGAUGCAGGAUGGUGUAUACAGAUCCCCAGUAACCCAGGAACCCCACACCAAGUUAACCAAACAAAUUAUGAAUGGGCUUGGUCUCUGAAACAAAUCUUUGACCCCAUAUCUCCCCUACAAUGGGCCUCCAGGACCCCCACAGGGGAAAUAGUGGAAUGGGAAGUGGGGAAAUCGGACUGUAAGGACCAGCAGAUCACACUACCUAAUGGAGAGAGCAUCUGCUGGAAAGUGAGGAACACCAGAAGCAUCAUCCAAAGUAAAUCAGAGACUUCCUUUCUGAAUUGUUCCCGUAUAUUAGAUUGUACCACUGGUGCAGGUGAGCCGAUAGAAACUUGGUAUAUCUCGGAGCUGAGAACUUUUAUCCGGGACAUGUGUACGUGUUGGGGUUAUCCCAACUAUGGCUAUCUAAAUCGAGACACCCGAUGCAAUGGGUCUUACGAAAAUUCGGAGACAGCACUAUCCUGCGGUAUUCCCGUUACACAUGGCCCUGACCCAAGAAGGGUCUUGAAUUCAAGUACUGAAGCACAGGAAGUUCCCCGAGGCGACCUGUAUCAGUGUUCACAAGCCAAAUAUCCAGCUCCGAGGGGAACAGUAUGGGCAUGUUCAGAUGGGAAAAUGUAUUCCCACUUGAACAUGUAUGAUAUGGCUGGACUCCAGUGUACUAUUGGGUUUCCUACCAUGUGUCCAUCUAAAACAUUCAAUUAUACACUUUAUUGUAACAAAAAGGUGCAGAGAGAAAUCCGCAAUCCAGUAGAUGCAAAAGGUUGGAUUGAGGGAAUUCAAGUCCCUGACUAUUAUACCUGGGGCCAAAAUGUUGCUUUAGACUUAGAAUUAUUUUUUGUGCCCAGUGGAGUUAAUCAACGGCAUCAAUAUGUCUUGGAGAACUUAACUAGGCAAAUCCAUGUGUUGAGCAACUGGACCGAACGUGCCUAUGGGAAACUGAAUUUGCAGGCCCAACAGGUACCAAAAAUGGCUUUGCAGAAUCGGUUAGCCCUGGACAUGGUGUUGUUGAAAGAGCACGGAGUAUGCGGGAUGCUAAACCUAACGGAUGGAGAAUGCUGUGUCACUGUUCAUAAUGCUGCCACCACCAUGGAAGAAGCACGUCAGAAGAUGAAGGAGGUUGCUGAACAAACGGGAGAACUAUUUCAAGCAAUGCAACCGAAGGAGUAGUUUGUUGGACUGAGCCCGGAUCAUGGAUCACAUUGCUACUAAAGUGCCUUGGACUUAUGAGAUGGGGAAAAUAGCAUGUACAUAUUGCCCUUAUGAUAUUUUGUGGAUUUUUGGUUUUGAUGAAAGGUCAGAAAGUCACAUGAAACUGUUUGCUUGUGGCAAGCUAUAAGAAGAGGAUGAAGGAGAUUGUUGGGACUUCUGAGAAGACUGACAACCUCGUAAAGUAAAAAAAUGACAUAAAAAAGCUCUUGUUGAGUGAGGAAUGUUUGAGUUCACCUCCAAAGGCUCUUAGCGAUGCUCUGGUGGGAAUUUCUUUGCCAGAAUUGCUUAGCAGAUCAUGCAAGUGUUUUGGUACUUAUAAUUUAUAGGAUAAAUAUGAAGACACACGAGCAUGAUUUAUUGAUAGAGCAUAAGCUAUAUAUAGUGCCUUUAACUGUAUUAUUAAAACUGAAGGUAAAUAAUUAAUGGAAUGAAGAAAAGAUACAUAAAACUCUGGGGAGUUUUGAUGGGAAGCAUUCCUGUCUUGUGGUAAUUAAAACUGAAUAUAUUCUGAGUAUAUAUUA